Dinoponera quadriceps is the source of this 3955-nucleotide messenger RNA. RefSeq names its product transcription elongation factor SPT5-like. Lineage: Eukaryota; Metazoa; Arthropoda; Insecta; Hymenoptera; Formicidae. The record is from RefSeq and is a predicted model, not a curated record. Bases 320 to 3634 code for a protein of 1104 amino acids. Gene Ontology annotation, biological process: regulation of transcription by RNA polymerase II; regulation of DNA-templated transcription elongation; transcription elongation-coupled chromatin remodeling. The transcript is spliced from 12 exons. Gene Ontology annotation, molecular function: protein binding; mRNA binding. Gene Ontology annotation, cellular component: DSIF complex.
GAAGAUCUGUUCGCUGAACUAGUGCAAUAAGUUGAAGCGAGACAAGUAUAUGUUUUCUCACUUUAACCUAUUGCACUAGUUCAGCGGUGCAGCGAAAACGAAUACAGUAGAUUUCUAGUGGAAAACAAAUACCCAUCUAGUAGGGAUAAAAAUUUUUAGUUCGCAACACUUGUGCGUUAAGUCUUGCAGUUUCGCGAGAAUAGCCGAGUAGUUCGGGUGUGUUUUGUGCGCGUGCUCACGAGACCUUUAUUCGUCGUUCUGAGUGGAUUGAUGGUUUAGUGCUUCCAAAACCUGACAAUCCUGAACAAACGACGUUGAAAUGUCGGAUUCAGAAGCGGUUAGUGACACGGGAAGUCCCGUAGAAAGAUCCCGGAGUAUCUCCCGUAGCAGGAGCCGUUCUAGCUCACGAUCCAGGAGUCCAUCCAGGUCUCAUUCACGUUCCCGAUCGCCGUCUGGCUCUGAAGACGGAGAUGCUAAGAUAGAUGAGGCAGAGGAAGUCAGAUCGGGUGACGAGGAAGCUGUAGAACCAGAGGAGGAACCUGAGGGAGAAGAUUUGGAUAAUAGCAGUGAAUAUGAUGAAGAAGAAGAUGAGGAAGACGAAGACAGGCCGAAAAAGAAGAAGAAAAAAGAUAGAUUUGGUGGCUUCAUCAUUGAUGAGGCUGAAGUAGAUGACGAAGUGGAAGAUGAUGAUGAAUGGGAGGAAGGUGCCCAAGAAAUUGGUAUCGUAGGAAAUGAGGUGGAUGAAUUAGGACCAACUGCACGUGAGAUUGAAGGACGACGUAGAGGUACAAAUCUCUGGGACUCGCAGAAAGAAGAUGAAAUUGGAGAAUAUUUUCGAAAAAAAUAUGCCGACGAAUCACUUGCCGCCCAUCGCUUUGGUGAUGGUGGUGAAGAGAUGGGCGACGAAAUCACCCAACAAACUCUACUGCCUGGCGUGAAAGAUCCAAACUUGUGGAUGGUGAAAUGUCGUAUAGGAGAAGAAAAAUCUACUGUGCUCCUACUGAUGCGAAAGUUUAUUACAUAUCAAUUUUCGGGAGAACCUCUCCAAAUUAAAUCUAUCGUGGCACCCGAAGGUGUUAAAGGAUACAUUUAUAUAGAGGCUUUCAAACAGGCACACAUAAAAGCCGCUAUUGAGAGCGUCGGAAGUCUAAGGAUGGGUAUAUGGAAACAGCAAAUGGUGCCGAUUAAAGAAAUGACGGAUGUGUUACGAGUUGUCAAAGAACAAACCGGUCUGAAAGCCAAACAGUGGGUUCGUUUGAAACGGGGCAUUUACAAAGACGACAUAGCUCAAGUGGAUUAUGUUGACUUGGCGCAAAAUCAGGUGCAUCUGAAAUUAUUGCCGAGAAUCGACUAUACUCGACCGCGUGGUGCCUUAAGAACAGCGCAAAGCGAAUCUGAAGCUCUGAAACGCAAGAAGAAGAGACGACCACCGGCGAAGCCGUUCGAUCCUGAGGCAAUCCGCGCCAUUGGUGGAGAAGUGACCAGCGACGGAGAUUUCCUUAUAUUCGAAGGAAACAGAUACAGCCGUAAAGGAUUUCUUUAUAAAAAUUUCACCACAAGUGCUAUUAUUGCGGAAGGUGUGAAGCCUACACUCUCCGAAUUAGAGAGAUUCGAAGAAACGCCGGAAGGCGUUGAAAUAGAUUUAAGCGGAACGCCAGGGACCGGGGUUUCCGGGAAGGAAGAUCAAAUCACUCACUCCUUCAGCAACGGAGAUAACGUAGAAGUAUGUGAGGGUGAAUUGAUCAAUCUACAAGGAAAAAUUGUCUCUAUAGAUGGAAAUAUGAUAAUGGUCAUGCCGAAACACGAAGAACUAAAAGAAGCCUUGGAAUUCCAAGCUUCUGAGUUGCGAAAAUACUUCACGAUGGGCGAUCAUGUUAAGGUUGUCGCAGGGAGGUACGAGGGUGACACCGGCUUAAUAGUCAGGGUAGAGCAAAAUAGAGUGGUUUUAUUCUCUGACUUGUCGAUGCACGAGCUGGAGGUUCUCCCUAGGGACCUACAACUGUGCUCGGACAUGGCAACUGGCGUCGACAGUUUAGGUCAGUUCCAAUGGGGUGAUUUGGUGCAACUCGACGCGCAAACGGUCGGCGUUAUCGUUCGUUUGGAACGCGAGAAUUUCCACGUGCUCUCCAUGCAUGGGAAGGUGGUCGAAGCGAGGCCGCAAGGUCUCACGAAGCGUCGAGAAAACAGGAACGCGGUUGCUCUGGACUCGCAACAGAAUACCAUCCAGAAGAAAGAUAUCGUUAAAGUGGUGGACGGGCCACAUGCGGGUCGAGGUGGUGAAAUCAAACACUUGUACAGGAGCUUCGCUUUCUUGCAUUCACGAAUGUUCGUCGACAAUGGUGGCAUUUUCGUAUGUAAGACCAGACAUCUCCAGUUAUCUGGUGGGACCAAAACGAACGCGACAACUAUGUCGGCAGUCGCUGGAUUUAUGUCGCCUAGAAUUGCCUCUCCAAUGCAUCCCAGCGGGGGAGGCUUCGGUAGAGGCGGUGGAGGUGGAAGAGGCAGAGGUCGCGGUGGCGGUGCUAGACGCGACAGGGAAUUAAUCGGGACCACUAUCAAAAUAACAGGCGGGCCUUACAAGGGCAAUGUCGGUAUUGUUAAAGAUGCGACGGAGACCACGGCGCGAGUAGAAUUGCAUUCCACAUGCCAGACAAUUUCCGUGGACCGUUCUCAUAUCGCGAAUGUCGGUGUACCGACGAAGGAUGGUGGAUUCAGCAGUUAUAACAGAACUCCGGCGUACAUAGCCGGUGGACAAACACCGAUGUAUGCCAGAGAUGGAUCCAAGACGCCCAUGCAUGGCUCUCAAACGCCUAUGUACGAAAAUGGCUCUCGUACUCCUCAUUACGGUUCAAUGACGCCGUCUCACGAUGGUUCGCGAACACCGGGCCAAUCAGGAGCCUGGGACCCGGCUGUCACAAAUACACCCGCCAGAACGAACGAUUUCGAUGGUUACAGUAUGGAAGAGGGUGGCUCUCCCGGCUAUGGGCCAGGAUAUCCUCCCACCGGAGGUCCGUUCACUCCGCAGACUCCAGGCACCAUGUACGGCUCGGAACAAAGCUUUAGCUCGUAUCAGCCAAGCCCUAGUCCUGCUGGAAGUGCCACUGCGAGUCCAAGUCCUGCGGGUUAUAUCGCCACUCCGUCCCCAAGUGGAACUGGAUAUACCACGAGCCCACAUGGAGCAUUUGCGACUCCGUCUCCCAUGGGCUAUAGCCCUAUGACACCUGGAAGCCCGUACAAUCCACAAACGCCUGGCGCAGGAUUGGACACAGGUGUUGGUUCUGGUGUCGCAGGCGGCUCCGAAUGGCACACAACGGAUAUUGAAGUACGCAUUCGUGACUCCCAAGAUGAUCCUGCGCUUGCUGGUCAACAAGCAAUUAUUCGCGGAAUUUCGGGCGGCAUGUGCACCAUUUACUUACCUACCGAGGACAGAGUCGUGAAUUUAGGCUGCGAUCAACUGGAACCUGUGGUGCCGUCACGCGGUGAUCGAGUGAAAGUAAUUCUAGGCGAGGACCGGGAAGCUGUCGGCACUUUGCUCUCGAUCGACAAUCAAGAAGGAGUUGUUAAACUCAAUACGGAAGAGAUUAAAUUUUUACAGCUACGAUUUUUGUGUAAAAUGAAAGCUGCUAACACGUAAUUUUCUCAAUUCUUUUUACACGCACGCACGCACACACACGCGCGCGCAUACGUAUGUAUGUAUAUAUGUAUGUAGCCACACAUAUAGCUAUAUUAACUAUGUAUCUAAUACAGUUAUUAUUACUAUUAUUUUAUACAAACAGAAGCGCAUAAGGGAGGAAUAUCGUCUACAAUAUGAUGAUACCGAACAAAAAGGAUAUGUUAUGUUCGUCUCGAAACUUUACAAUGUUUAUUUUCUGAGUGAUUGUAGAUCACAUUGCAAGCAAAAAAUUGCUAAAACUUUCAAUUGUGGUCUAUAUGUCUUUUAAAUAAAGCUCCUGGU